This is a messenger RNA of Fomitopsis serialis, 969 nucleotides long. Its product is annotated as aquaporin. The coding region runs from base 1 to 969 and encodes 322 amino acids. The transcript is spliced from 6 exons. Gene Ontology annotation, molecular function: water channel activity; glycerol channel activity. Gene Ontology annotation, biological process: water transport; glycerol transmembrane transport. The record is from RefSeq and is a predicted model, not a curated record. Gene Ontology annotation, cellular component: plasma membrane. NCBI's taxonomy places the organism in Eukaryota, Fungi, Basidiomycota, Agaricomycetes, Polyporales, Fomitopsidaceae.
AUGUCCAGUACAGUGUCUGGCUCUACCGUCGAAGGCGACGAGCUCUCUGUCCACUACACCCGAUACCCCAACCGAUGGUCGAAGAUUCGAGAGGUUCUCCGCGAACCCAUGGCCGAGUUCUUCGGCGUCAUGAUUCUGGUUAUUUUCGGAGCGGGCGUCGACUGCCAGGUGACGCUCUCCGGCAACACAGGCGUCGCGCCUUCGCCGAAAGGGAGCUACUUGUCUAUCAGCUUCGGCUGGGCUAUCGGUACCGCCCUCGGUGUAUGGUUUUCCGGUGGGAUAUCCGGUGGGCACAUCAAUCCCGCCGUGACGAUUGCAAUGGCGACAUUCCGCGACUUCCCCUGGCGCAAGGUGCCCGCGUACAUUUUUGCCCAGGUCAUGGGCGGUGUUGUCGGUGGCGGCAUCGUCUAUGCCAAUUACUUCCAUGCCAUCGAUAUUUUCGAGGGUGGCCGAGGUAUCAGGACGGUUCCUGGCACAGCAGGCUUGUUCUCGACCUAUGCGCUGGACUACAUGACGUCCGUCUCGUGCUUCUUCGACGAGAUUGUCGGCACGGCGGUUUUGCUUCUGGUCGUCUGCGCGUUCGGCGACAGCAACAACGGCCCCCCGCCGCCUGGUCUCGUCCCCGUCGCUCUGUUCAUCACUGUGCUCGGCAUUGGCGCAUCCCUCGGCAUGCAGACGGGCUACGCGAUUAACCCCGCGCGUGAUCUCGGUCCCCGUCUGUUCACCGCCAUGGCUGGUUACGGAAAGGAGGUCUUCACCUACCGCAACCAGUACUGGCUCUGGUGCCCUGUUAUUGCCCCGAUCAUCGGUGCCCUCAUCGGCACCCUCCUUUACGACGCUUUCAUUUUCAACGGCGCUGAAUCUAUCCUCAACCGACCCAGCGCGACCGCCCGUGCACAUCACGAGCGUGCGCGUAACACCGAACGGCAAAAACCCAUCGCGGGUGCCGCGGGCCCCGACAUGUGCUAG